This is a messenger RNA of Gymnodraco acuticeps, 837 nucleotides long. RefSeq lists its product as uncharacterized. NCBI's taxonomy places the organism in Eukaryota, Metazoa, Chordata, Actinopteri, Perciformes, Bathydraconidae. The record is from RefSeq and is a predicted model, not a curated record.
GAGAGCUCUAAAGCGGAAAGUGAAAGUAGGCUCCAGAAGGAGAAUGGCCCGCGGGAGCUCAACACCACGGCACGGUUGCUGAUGACGGUUACGGAGUUUCUUACAUCAUCGUUGGCGAAGAAAUUAUCAACUUCCACGUCUCGUCCAAACACUCCUGGAGCUAAACUCAGAGGCAGCAUGACCUCAUGGAGAUGCCUGACCCCGCUGUUUCUCUGCGUGUUCCUGGGCACGAUUCUCCAAUCAGAGGCGGGUUGUUGGGAUUUAUUUAAACCAAACAACUGGAACGAUGAGCGGGGUCAAACCUAUGGCAUCAAAAACACAAACGAUGUCAAGGACGUGAUGGAGUGUUCUGCAGGGCAAAUCUGCCAUGACACAAAAGAGAAGAUGUGUUCUGUGAUAACUUCCUGCUACUUCGAAGAAGAUGCCACAGUGAUAACUGAAGAGUGCCAGAAAGCCAGUGUUUCUCACAACGUCUCUCACUAUGACUUCAUGUGCCUGAUGGCCAAAGACAUCGGUUUCGUUCCGCCACAUGGGUUCUGCCAAUACGAAGCUGUUCUCGAGCUCUAUUCAAAGAUAGCUGCCAAUCCAAGUUCAGCAGAGAGCGUUAAACUAGACGGAUCAGGCAGAGAGAGCGUCACCCUGAAGGGCUUCCUGGUCAUCUCCGUGGCUCUGAACGUCCUCCUGCCUCUCUUCCUGUUCCUCUUCAUGCGCCGCAGGCAGAAGCAGAACCUGUGGGAUUCCCUCCAUGGGAACGCUGAAGGGAACUCCGCGCGAGCCAGAGUCGAGAUCACGGUACAGAUAUAUAUUUUUAUUAUGGUUAAACAAAAUUAUGCUCUG